ACUGUAGUCAUAAUUUUAAAAACCAGAAAAGAAAAAAAACUUUUUAUAAAAGUAAAGAUGCUAUUUAAGUUGCAGAUUUUUGCAAUGUUUUGGGGAGCUUAUGGCUAUCAGCUCAUUCCCAGGAUUGAAGAGUGUGGACUGACAUGUUCUCAGGGAUUUCUUUGCAGAACACAAACUUCUAGUGGUAUUCUUAACAGCUUCUGCCAUCCUGCUCCUGCCUCUCUCUCUCCUGCCACCCUGAGAAGCAUGAAGCUGUGGACCGCCAUGAAGUGUGCAGGACAAAGGCAAUGCUCUCUUCUCUUGAGUGUUAAGGGGACGCUACAUCUUGAGGAAAAUAUCCGUGGCAUGGAAAUUUGCUAUCUCUCAAUGGAAACGCAGAACUCUCAGUGUGUGAGAGUGAAGAUUUCGAAGGACAUGAAUGUAAAAUCUGCUGUAAGGAAGGUGAAAGUUCAGUUCAACUGCUUUGAAGUCAGCGCAGGACAACAUCUCCAUGUGACCAUGAGGACAGUUCCAAAUUACUGCGGAGUUAAAAAGGAUCAAGAAUAUUAUGUUGAAGAUUGCAGAAACAGUGAUGUGGAGGAAAAUAUUCCAGUCUGUUUUGUUUCAGGCAUCAGAAUCAUUUAUGAUGUGGACAGAGCAAGAAAAACCAUUUUGGUGGAUAUUUCAGAGACUGUUCAAGGCACAGAUUAUUAUGUUCGCCUUUGCCACCAGUGGUUUCUUUGUGAAGAUGUGGGUCCAGUUGCCUUGGUACAAGGGAAGGACUUGGUGAAACCAGUCUCUUUGCAGUACACUCAGUUGUUGCCUUGUCUUUGUAUCGAGGCAUGGCCAGCGAUCCCCGACGCACAGAGAACCCAGUUGUGCCCAUUUAAAAAUGGCAAGUAA
Molecule: messenger RNA, 882 nt
Organism: Podarcis muralis (Common wall lizard)
Lineage: Eukaryota; Metazoa; Chordata; Lepidosauria; Squamata; Lacertidae
Gene: IL17REL
Product: interleukin 17 receptor E like
Molecular function (GO): interleukin-17 receptor activity
Source: RefSeq, a predicted model, not a curated record